ACAUAUAAAAUACAUGAGAACAUUGAAAUUGUGCACUAAACCUAUGAAGCAAGCAAUUGCGCUGAAUCUAUAAGUAAUUUGCGACAUUAUCUGAUUGUAGAGUUCAAUGCAGUUAUUUUAUUAGUUCAUAUAGUUACUUUAUAGGUUUGGUGCAGUUCUUAUAAUAAGAAGCUUUUUAUUUGAAUCCCUCUAUAUAUAUAGCUAUAAAUUGUAGCACCCUUUUCUUGAUUUCUGAGGUUGAUAUGUUGAUUAUUGCAAUUGUAAUAAGUAAUGCAACUAGAGUAAUAUUUAGACUUUUUGCAAGAAUAGUCAGCCUACCUUCUCACCUAAUACUCUAAAAUCAUAGCAGCAACUACUGAUCACCAACCAGUAAAAAUUUAAAUAAAAGAUCUGUCACAUUAUCAGAAGCAUAAUAAUCAUUUCUAUAGGCUGAGGUUUCACAUCAAGUCAACAAUUUAAAUUCCCUCAAUAGUCAUUGCACUUGGCUUCUUCGAACACAACGCAUGCAUACUUUGCAUAAGACUCUAAAUCAGCAUAUGCAAAGUUUGGGCAAACUUAAUAGUGUUUUUUUUUUAUUGCAGCGUUGACUGUGUUGUUAAACUAGUGAUUCAUGAUUGCCAAAUUGUGUAAUAAAUAGAAAUAUGUUAGAUAAGAAUGACUUGUUUAAGAAAGAGCAGGUAAACAUAGGAAGCAAAAUGGAAGAAGGCAUAUUGUUGCAGAUAUAGAGUUGUGGAUCAAUGUCUGGUGUUACAGUCUCUCCAGUUGCUGCAGCCUACUCACCGGCACAGCCUCCGUUGCCGACGCCGUCUCCAUUCUCAUUCUCGGUGGCUUCGACCAGGUGGAGCUCCAGACCUCCGGUGCAGACCGCGAGCAUCCUCCUCAGGUUUCUCUCUCUCAUUUUCUCCUUUGGCUCUGCUUUCGCUCUGGUUGCGCUGCCAUCGACAAAUACAAAGCUCAAGAAACACCCUGAACUACUGUACUGCUUCAAUGCAAACAUUUUGACAGCGAUAUAUUCUGCCUAUCAGAUCUUCAAAAAUAUAUGUGAUUAUGCUCAAACAUGCAUUUUCAUCUCAGACACGGCAUCUGACUAUAUCAGCUUCAUUUUUGAUCAGCAGGUGGCAGGAUAUGUGCUUAUUUCAGCAUCUUCUGUUGCUGUACCAUUAAUCCAACAAAUGGAAGUUGGAACUUCACUGCGCAAUGCUUCUGUAGUCUCUGUCUGCUUCUCUUUCGCUUCUUUCCUAGUUACUGCACUUGCUGCCUUCCUCUCCGGCUACAAGCUUUGUAAGAGAAUUAUGUGGUGAAUCUCAAAUAUAUAUUUUUUUAAUUUGUUUUACAUUUUCGUGAAUUCAACUCUAAUAAUGUACUUUGAUGGAUUGAAUCA
Molecule: messenger RNA, 1381 nt
Organism: Salvia miltiorrhiza (redroot sage)
Lineage: Eukaryota; Viridiplantae; Streptophyta; Magnoliopsida; Lamiales; Lamiaceae
Product: CASP-like protein 4A4
Exons: 3
Coding region: 738-1301 (187 amino acids)
Source: RefSeq, a predicted model, not a curated record